Molecule: messenger RNA, 722 nt
Organism: Theobroma cacao (cacao)
Lineage: Eukaryota; Viridiplantae; Streptophyta; Magnoliopsida; Malvales; Malvaceae
Source: RefSeq, a predicted model, not a curated record
AUAUAUAUAUAUACAUGUACGUGCAUAUACAUGUAUAUGCACAUACAGAAGGAGGAGGAAACCAAAAGGCAAUUUAUCUCAGGAAACAAUGGAGCCAUUGACGUUACGAGGCCGUAUGCAGAUGGCGGCGCUAAGGAAACAGCGUUCCAAAUCGAAGACUAAGCAUAGAAGGAAUGGAAUGAAGACGAUGCAGGAAAGCUUCAAGAGGUUGAAGAUGGAGAUGGAGGAAAUCAGCGAAGAACAGAAGAACAUCAGGGAAGGGCAAAGACAAGUUAAAGAAAAAUUCGAAGCGAUUGAAUCAGAGUGUGAGGAAUUAAAGAGAGAAACUAGGCUCAUAAUCCAACAGAGUGCCAGGACUCAGGUUAAACUGGCUCUCAUGUUCCGCAUUCUCAAAGCAAGGGAAGCCGGCGACUUUAAUAUCGCUGCCCAUUUCACUGAGAUUCUUCGUGCAAUCGUUGGAAGGGAGAAGGGGGAAAGGGAAGCUGACAGUUGAAUUGCAGGGAUGAACUUCCUCCACUCUGCCGCUUUAUAGUUUUUAAGGAAUAAGAUUGUGUGUGAUAAUGAAGUGGCUGCUGUCUGUAAGCAUAGCCUCUUGUUAUCAACAAUCAUGUUUUACCAACUACUUUGUUUCAUGUAUGGUAUUAUGACAACUUUACUUCAAAUUAUCAAAUGUGUGCUUCUUGUUUGCGAAGUCCUUAUGGAAUACUCUCAUUUCUUCGUUA